This is a messenger RNA of Oncorhynchus keta (chum salmon), 2220 nucleotides long. RefSeq names its product dynein heavy chain-like. Lineage: Eukaryota; Metazoa; Chordata; Actinopteri; Salmoniformes; Salmonidae. The transcript has 2 exons. Bases 454 to 2220 code for a protein of 588 amino acids. The record is from RefSeq and is a predicted model, not a curated record.
ACACACACACACACACACACACACACACACACACACACACACACACACACACACACACACACACACACACACACACACACACACACACACACACACACACACACACACACUGUGCCUCUCCUAAGCACUGCCCACUGAGAUGGAUUGGGAGAGAGUGGGCUUGAAGGAUUUGUGAAAAGAGAGAAAGAGAGGGAGAGACAGAGAAAGAGAGGGAGAGAGAGAGCUCUCACACAGUGGCUGAGGAUUACCAGACAGCAACCUGCAAACGAACCAAUCAUGUGUAUUACAACAGUGUGUGAGUGAGAGAGAGAAGAGGAGCGAGAAAGAGCGUGAAAAGAGACAAGAGAAAAGGAGAGACAGAUGGUCACAGAGGGGAGGCGUACCAAGCUGGCUGUGAAGACAACAUUGUGGUUUCUUCAUGUCAGAAACAGAAGGAUUAUCUGUGAUCUGUAAAUGUCAGCAGAAAUCAUAAAAAAUUCAGUCAAAAUUCAGUUCAGUCAAUACUCAGUCAGUGUAAUCAUCCAAUACUCUGUUAGCGUAAUCAUCCAAUACUCAGUCAGUGUAAUCAUCCAAUACUCUGUUAGCGUAAUCAUUCAAUACUCAGUCAGUGUAAUCAUCCAAUACUCUGUUAGCGUAAUCAUCCAAUACUCAGUCAGUGUAAUCAUCCAAUACUCAGUCAGCGUAAUCAUUCAAUACUCAGUCAGUGUAAUCAUCCAAUACUCUGUUAGCGUAAUCAUCCAAUACUCAGUCAGUGUAAUCAUCCAAUACUCAGUCAGUGUAAUGAUUCAAUACUCAGUCAGUGUAAUGAUUCAAUACUCAGUCAGUGUAAUCAUCCAAUACUCAGUCAGUGUAAUCAUUCAAUACUCAGUCAGUGUAAUCAUUCAAUACUCAGUCAGUGUAAUCAUCCAAUACUCUGUUAGCGUAAUCAUCCAAUACUCAGUCAGUGUAAUCAUCCAAUACUCAGUCAGUGUAAUGAUUCAAUACUCAGUCAGUGUAAUGAUUCAAUACUCAGUCAGUGUAAUCAUCCAAUACUCAGUCAGUGUAAUCAUUCAAUACUCAGUCAGUGUAAUCAUUCAAUACUCAGUCAGUGUUAUCAUCCAAUACUCAGUCAGCGUAAUCAUCCAAUACUCAGUCAGCGUAAUCAUCCAAUAUUCAGUCAGUGUAAUGAUUCAAUACUCAGUCAGUGUAAUGAUUCAAUACUCAGUCAGCGUAAUCAUCCAAUACUCAGUCAGCGUAAUCAUCCAAUACUCAGUCAGUGUAAUGAUUCAAUACUCAGUCAGUGUAAUCAUCCAAUACUCAGUCAGCGUAAUCAUCCAAUACUCAGUCAGCGUAAUCAUCCAAUACCCAGUCAGUGUAAUGAUUCAAUACUCAGUCAGCGUAAUCAUCCAAUACCCAGUCAGUGUAAUGAUUCAAUACUCAGUCAGUGUAAUGAUUCAAUACUCAGUCAGUGUAAUCAUCCAAUACUCAGUCAGUGUAAUCAUCCAAUACUCAGUCAGCGUAAUCAUCCAAUACCCAGUCAGUGUAAUCAUCCAAUACUCAGUCAGUGUAAUCAUCCAAUACUCAGUCAGCGUAAUCAUCCAAUACUCAGUCAGUGUAAUGAUUCAAUACUCAGUCAGUGUAAUGAUUCAAUACUCAGUCAGUGUAAUCAUCCAAUACUCAGUCAGUGUAAUGAUUCAAUACUCAGUCAGUGUAAUGAUUCAAUACUCAGUCAGUGUAAUGAUUCAAUACUCAGUCAGUGUAAUGAUUCAAUACUCAGUCAGUGUAAUGAUUCAAUACUCAGUCAGUGUAAUGAUUCAAUACUCAGUCAGUGUAAUGAUUCAAUACUCAGUCAGCGUAAUGAUUCAAUACUCAGUCAGUGUAAUGAUUCAAUACUCAGUCAGUGUAAUGAUUCAAUACUCAGUCAGUGUAAUGAUUCAAUACUCAGUCAGUGUAAUGAUUCAAUACUCAGUCAGUGUAAUGAUUCAAUACUCAGUCAGUGUAAUGAUUCAAUACUCAGUCAGUGUAAUGAUUCAAUACUCAGUCAGUGUAAUGAUUCAAUACUCAGUCAGUGUUGCUGCAUCUGUCCAGAAGGCUGUCCAGAAGGCUGUCCAGAAGGCUAGCUCACAGAGGGAAAUGAUUCCGCAUGAAGCUGACGGACGGCUCUCCUCCUCUCUCCACGACAACGCCGGGUGUGACUCGGGCUGCUCUCACGGCAACGGCAGGUGUUCUGCUCUCUGCUGA